AUGGAUAUCCAGAGGUCUCUCAGUAACGCUUUCGCAUCUCUUCGCACGAUAGCAGAAUACAAAGCAUCUGCUCCGUCUGCCGGACUCAAGAGAUCGGAUUCUGGAUACGAGUCACUCCAGUCGCACAAAAGCAUUGAGCCCAACCAGCAAGCCGUCACACCAACUGGCCUUCUCAGCAGGGGACAUGUGCCUAUUCCCACCAAGACCAUUAAGCUUGAGUUCUCGAAUUAUGCACAGGUGGAGGUGAAGCGUCGUGGUGCCAAGAGUAGUAAACGAUAUGAGUUUGAGUAUUGGGGAGUUCAUUAUGUCUGGAAACGUAUCACGGAUCGAAUUGGCUCUUCGAAGGAAGUGUCCUUCUGCUUGUUUCGCAACAACGAGGACUGUGCUCUUGCCCGGAUCAAGCCUACCCUCAUGAGUGGUGUGCAACAGCGCGAAGAGCUUUCGAAAGGAGGUUGGGUUCCGCCGUGCACUAUGGGCAUAACCGACGAAGAGAUCCUCGAGAACCACAACGAAAUUACAGAGUAG
Aureobasidium vineae is the source of this 525-nucleotide messenger RNA. The record is from the annotation of a GenBank genome assembly. Lineage: Eukaryota; Fungi; Ascomycota; Dothideomycetes; Dothideales; Saccotheciaceae.